AUGGAUAUUGUGAAUCAGUUGGUUGCAGGCGGACAGUUCCGAGUCCUCAAAGUUCCCCUGGGCUUCAUCAAAGCUCUAGAAUGGAUCUUUGCCAUCUUUGCAUUCUCAACAUGUGGGAGUUACUCCGGGAUGUUCAAGAUGAGUGUGGAGUGUAAAAACAGGACCGAGAGCGACCUGAGUAUAGAAGUGGAAUUCGAGUAUCCUUUCAGGCUUCACCAAGUAUACUUUGACGCCCCAACCUGUAAAGGGGGUCCCCCCGAGCGUCUCUUCCUGGUUGGUAACUACUCAUCCUCGGCUGAGUUCUUCGUCACCAUCGGUGUGUUUGCCUUCCUCUACUCCAUGGCUGCCCUCAGCGUCUACGUCUUCGCCCUGGAGAAGUACCGAGAGAACAACAAAGGACCACUCAUUGACUUUGGCGUGACGUGUGUGUUCACCUUCAUGUGGUUGGUCAGUUCAGCUGCGUGGGCUAAGGGCCUGUCGGAUGUCAAGGCGUCCACGGACCCUGAGAAAGUGGUGGAUCUGAUCUCAGCCUGCGACGAGGAAGGGAACCGCUGUCGUGAAGCUCACGACCCCGUCAUGUCUGGACUCAACACCUCCGUCUGUUUUGGCUUCAUGAACCUGGUCUUAUGGGGAGGAAACCUGUGGUUCGUCUUUAAGGAGACCGGCAUCAUCGCCCCCUUUAUGCGCGCACCUCCUCCCCAGGAGAAGCAGCCCGCCCCAGACUCGUACGGCCAGCAGGCGGGGUACGAGCAGGACCCGUACGCCGGUUCCCAGGGGGGCUACCAGCCAGAAUACAACCAGCAGCAGGGCUACAACCAGGAGGGCGGAGAGUACGGACAGGCCCCCACCUCCUUCGCCAAUCAGAUGUGA
Molecule: messenger RNA, 870 nt
Organism: Salvelinus namaycush (lake trout)
Lineage: Eukaryota; Metazoa; Chordata; Actinopteri; Salmoniformes; Salmonidae
Gene: sypa
Product: synaptophysin a
Exons: 6
Coding region: 1-870 (289 amino acids)
Cellular component (GO): presynaptic active zone; synaptic vesicle; synaptic vesicle membrane
Source: RefSeq, a predicted model, not a curated record